Sceloporus undulatus (fence lizard) is the source of this 7388-nucleotide messenger RNA. Its product is annotated as unconventional myosin-VIIa. Gene Ontology annotation, molecular function: protein binding; cytoskeletal motor activity; ATP binding. The record is from RefSeq and is a predicted model, not a curated record. Bases 455 to 6613 code for a protein of 2052 amino acids. Gene Ontology annotation, cellular component: cytoskeleton; myosin complex. The transcript has 45 exons. Lineage: Eukaryota; Metazoa; Chordata; Lepidosauria; Squamata; Phrynosomatidae.
AAGGAAGGAAGGAAGGGGAGAGAGAGAGUGAGGGAAGGAAGGAAACUAUAAACCAAAAGAAGAAGGAAAACAUCUAUACCCUUUUAAUCAAAUGUUUAUCCUUUUCCAAAGCUGACAAUUGAAAAUCUGUGUGAGGCUUUCCUCAAUGAAAAGUGAUUAUGGCAUAGGCAAUUGAUUCAUAUAGUGGUGGACCAAAGGAAACGCCAUUUUUACAAAUGCAAAUAUAAGCACCUUCUUACAUGAAGACAAGAUCUCAGCCAAGAGUCGUCUUGUGAUCAAUGAAGAAGUCAGCAUCUCGAAGAAGGAGCAGAGUACAUUUGCUAUCAUAUAACAGAGGAACUAAGAAACUCUCCGGCUGCUGUUUUCCCAGUCGUGGAAUAUCUACAAAGAAAGAGGAAUCUGCGUGGAAUCUAGAAACCUUUUGUGGCAUGCUAAUAAAGUUGGAACUGUCGUCAUGUUCCAAUACAACAGCGAAAUGGCUGUCCAUGAGAGAGACCAAAAAAAGUGGGCCCUGAUCCGGAAUGUCAACCAAGCCUUGAAAGCCCCCACCUUGUUAUCGGGGGACUAUGUAUGGAUGGACCUCAAGACUGGCCGGGAAUUUGAUGUUCCCAUCGGAGCAGUGGUCAAGCUAUGUGAUUCCGGGCAGAUCCAAGUGGUAGAUGAUGAAGGAAAUGAACACUGGAUAUCCCCUCAGAAUGCCAGUCACAUCAAACCAAUGCACCCCACCUCUAUCCAUGGAGUGGAGGACAUGAUCCGCCUGGGAGACCUGAACGAGGCUGGCAUUCUGCGCAACUUACUCAUUCGCUACCGGGAGCAUCUGAUCUAUACAUACACAGGCUCGAUACUGGUGGCUGUGAACCCUUAUCAGCUACUCCCAGUCUACUCACCAGAACAGAUACGCCUCUACACCAACAAAAAGAUUGGGGAGAUGCCACCCCACAUCUUUGCCAUUGCUGACAACUGCUACUUUAACAUGCAGAGGAACAACAGAGAUCAGUGUUGCAUUAUAAGCGGUGAAUCAGGUGCAGGGAAGACAGAAAGCACCAAGCUGAUUCUACAGUUUCUGGCUGCAAUCAGUGGGCAACACUCUUGGAUUGAGCAGCAAGUCUUGGAAGCCAAUCCCAUUCUAGAAGCUUUUGGGAAUGCGAAAACGAUUCGCAAUGACAACUCCAGCCGAUUUGGUAAAUACAUUGACAUCCAUUUCAACAAAAGGGGUGCGAUCGAGGGAGCCAAGAUUGAGCAGUACCUGCUGGAGAAAUCCCGCGUUUGCCGACAGGCUCAAGAUGAGAGGAAUUACCAUGUGUUUUACUGCAUGCUGAAAGGAAUGACCCUGGAGCAGAAGAAGUUGUUGGGACUUAGGAAAGCAGCCGACUAUAACUACCUCUCAAUGGGUAACUGUAUUACCUGUGAUGGCAGAGAUGACAGCAAAGAGUACUCCAACAUCAGAGCAGCAAUGAAAGUCCUCAUGUUUACUGACACCGAAAACUGGGAGAUCUCCAAGCUUCUGGCAGCCAUUUUGCAUAUGGGGAACUUGCGGUAUGAAGCUCGAACCUAUGACAACCUGGAUGCCUGUGAGGUCGUUCAUUCUGCAUCUCUGAUCACAGCUGCUUCAUUGCUAGAGGUUGAACCUCAGGAUUUGAUGAACUGUCUCACCAGCAGAACUAUUAUCACAAGAGGGGAGACUGUCUCCACCCCACUCAGCAUGGAGCAGGCACUGGAUGUGAGGGAUGCUUUUGUCAAGGGAAUCUAUGGAAGACUUUUCGUGUGGAUUGUGGAGAAGAUUAAUGCUGCCAUUUACAGACCUCCUUCCCAGGAACACAAAAGUGUCAGGAGAUCCAUCGGACUCCUUGAUAUCUUUGGGUUUGAGAACUUCACUGUAAACAGUUUUGAACAGCUCUGCAUUAACUUUGCAAAUGAGAAUCUCCAGCAGUUCUUUGUCCGACACGUCUUCAAGCUGGAACAAGAGGAAUACAACCUGGAGAACAUCAACUGGCAGCAUAUUGAGUUCACAGAUAACCAAGAUGCACUGGACAUGAUCGCUAUAAAACCCAUGAACAUCAUCUCUCUCAUUGAUGAAGAGAGCAAGUUUCCUAAGGGAACAGAUGCCACAAUGCUGAACAAACUAAACUCCCAGCAUAAGCUUAACACCAACUAUAUCCCACCCAGGAACAACUAUGACACCCAGUUUGGCAUCAACCACUUUGCUGGAGUUGUGUACUAUGAAACAAAAGGAUUUCUGGAGAAAAACAGGGACACACUCCAUGGAGACAUCAUUCAGUUGGUCCAUUCCUCCAGAAACAAAUUCAUCAAGCAGAUCUUCCAGGCAGAUGUAGCCAUGGGGGCAGAGACUAGGAAACGGUCCCCGACUCUUAGCAGCCAGUUCAAGCGUUCUUUGGAGCUGCUGAUGAGAACCCUCAGCGUCUGCCAGCCGUUUUUUGUCCGUUGCAUCAAACCCAACGAGUACAAGAAGCCCAUGUUGUUUGACCGGGAACUCUGUGUCCGCCAGCUGAGGUACUCCGGGAUGAUGGAGACCAUCCGAAUCCGCAGGGCUGGCUACCCCAUCCGUUAUACCUUUGUAGAGUUUGUGGACAGGUACCGAGUACUCAUGCCAGGGGUGAAACCAGCAUACAAACAGGGAGACCUGCGGGGAACAUGUCAGCGCAUUGCUGAAGCUGUGUUGGGAAAAGACGAUGACUGGCAGAUUGGCAAAACAAAGAUAUUCCUGAAGGAUCACCACGAUAUGCUCCUGGAGAUAGAGAGGGACAAGGCCAUCACAGACAAGGUUAUCCUCAUCCAAAAAGUGGUCCGUGGAUUUAAAGACAGGUCCAAUUUCCUGAAAGUGAGGAAUGCAGCUCUGAUGAUUCAGCGGAACUGGAGGGGCCAUAACUGCCGGAGAAACUACGGUGCUAUGCGAGUUGGCUUUCUGAGGCUGCAAGCCCUCUACCGUUCCCGCAAACUCCACAAGCAGUACCACAUGGCUCGCAGGCGCAUCAUUGAGUUCCAAGCCAGGUGCCGGGGUUUCCUGGUACGCCGGGCCUUCCGCCAUCGCCUUUGGGCAGUCUUCACCAUCCAGGCCUAUGCCCGGGGCAUGAUUGCUCGCCGCCUAUAUAAGCGUUUGAAGGGAGAGUACCACCGCCGCCUAGAAGCAGAAAAGCUACGUCUGCUGGAAGAGGAGCGGCUGCGGAAGGAGAUGAGUGCAAAGAAAGCCAAAGAAGAAGCUGAAAAGAAACACCAAUUACGCCUAGCCCAGCUGGCACGGGAAGAUGCUGAAAGGGAAAUAAAGGAAAAGGAGGAAGCUCGACGGAAAAAGGAACUCUUGCAGAAAAUGGAGAAGGCCCGAAAUGAACCUGUGAAUGACUCUGACAUGGUGGACAAAAUGUUUGGAUUCUUGGGAACGACAUCUUCUUUGCCUGGCCAAGAAGGACAAGCACCUAAUGGCUUUGAGGAUCUUGAGAGGGUUUCAAAAGAACUGGAGGAAGAUGACCUGGAUACAGCCUUACCUUUGCCUGAGGAAGAGGAAGAAGACCUUUCAGAGUACAAAUUUGCAAAGUUUGCUGCCACGUAUUUCCAGGGCACAACUACACACACCUAUAUUCGCCGGCCUCUCAAGCAGCCACUCCUGUAUCACGAGGAUGAAGGAGACCAGCUGGCAGCCCUUGCAGUGUGGAUUACAAUCCUUCGCUUCAUGGGGGACCUUCCCGAACCAAAGUAUCACACAGCAAUGAGUGAUGGCAGCGAGAAAAUUCCGGUGAUGACCAAAAUAUGUGAGACGCUGGGGAAGAAGACUUACAAAAAAGAACUCCAAGCCCUUCAAGGUGAAGGAGAGAGUGCUCACAUAGAUAGUCACAAGAAGAACAGUGUACGCCACAAAUUGGUCUCCUUGACACUCAAAAAGAAAUCCAAGUUAACGGAAGAGGUGACCAAGCGCCUUCAUGAUGGUGAGUCUACUGUCCAAGGCAACAGCAUGCUUGAGGACCGGCCCACCUCAAAUUUGGAAAAACUCCAUUUCAUUAUUGGUAAUGGCAUCCUCAGGCCAGGAUUAAGAUCUUUGUUCCAUAUGGAUGAAAUUUAUUCAGAUCUGCCCACAGCGACCCAAAAUCCUUCCAAAAGCAGCCAUGCCAGAGGGUGGAUUCUCGUGUCUUUAUGUGUCGGAUGCUUUGCACCUUCAGAAAUUUGUCAAGAUCUCUCUUCCUACCUUGUGUUUCAUUUGUUCCGAUUCUUCUAUAUACAGGAAGAAGACUUGGCAGAACUGGCUUCCCAACAAUAUUAUGUGGAUUAUGGGUCCGAGAUGGUCUUGGAGCGGCUCCUAAACUUGAUCCCCUCCUACAUCCCAGACAGGGAGAUCACACCUUCAAAAACCAUUGAGAAGUGGGCUCAGUUCAUCAUUGCAGCUCAUAAAAAGGGAAUAUAUACACAGAAGAGAACUGACCCCAAAAAAGUCAAGGAGGAAGUGGUGGAUUUUGCCCGUUUCAAGUGGCCGUUGCUGUUCUCCAGGUUCUACGAAGCUUUCAAGUUCUCAGGUCCUAGCCUUCCCAAAAAUGAUGUAAUUGUAGCUGUGAAUUGGACAGGAGUAUACUUUGUAGAUGAACAAGAACAAGUCCUUCUGGAACUUUCCUUUCCAGAGAUCACGGCUGUCUCCAGCAGUAGAGGGGGAAAGCUCCAGGGACAGAGCUUCACCUUGGCCAAUAUAAAAGGUGAUGAAUACACAUUCACUUCCAACAACGCAGAAGACAUCCGGGACCUUGUGGUGACCUUUCUGGAAGGGCUGAGGAAAAGAUCAAAAUAUGUUGUCACACUUCAGGACAACCCAAAUCCUAUGGGUGAAGACUCAGGUUUCCUCAGCUUCCUCAAAGGAGAUUUGAUCAUCUUGGACCAAGACACAGGAGAAAAUGUGAUGAACUCUGGCUGGGCCAAUGGGGUCAAUGAGAGGACCAAGCAGAAAGGAGACUUCCCAACGGAUUCAGUUUACGUCCUGCCCACAGUAACCAUGCCUCCUUUGGAGGUUGUGGCCUUGGUUACAAUGACUCCAGACCAGAGACAGGAUGUCAUAAGGACGGCUCAGCUGGUGAUGUCUGACAGUGAGGAGCGGAUGAAGCCGUAUACCCUGGAAGAAUUCUCCUAUGAUUAUUUUAGGCCUCCUCCCAAGCACACGCUAAGCAGAGUCAUGAUCACCAAAAACCGUGGGAAGGACAAGAUGUGGUCUUACACCCGGGAACCAGUCAAGCAGCCAUUGCUGAAGAAGAUUCUGGGCAGUGAGGAGCUGUCACAAGAAGCCUGCAUGGCAUUUAUUGCCGUCCUGAAGUAUAUGGGUGACUACCCCUCCAAGAGGACCAGAUCAGUCAAUGAGCUCACAGACCAAAUAUUUGAAGGGUCCUUGAAAGCAGAACCACUCAAAGAUGAGAUUUAUUCUCAGAUUCUGAAGCAGCUCACUGACAACCACAUCAAGUAUAGCGAAGAGAAAGGUUGGGAGCUGCUUUGGUUGUGUACAGGCCUUUUCCCCCCUAGCAACAUCCUCCUGCCCCACGUCCAGCGGUUUGUUCAGUCUCGGAAGCAUCACCCGCUCGCCAGUGACUGCAUACAAAGGCUACAGAAAGCCCUGAGAAAUGGAUCUCGGAAAUACCCUCCCCAUCUGGUAGAAGUUGAGGCCAUUCAGCACAAGACCACUCAGAUUUUCCAUAAAGUGUACUUCCCGGAUGACACAGAUGAGGCGUUUGAAGUGGAAUCAAGCACAAAAGCAAAGGAUUUCUGCCAGAACAUCUCCAACCGGCUGCUGUUGAAGUCAUCGGAGGGUUUCAGUCUCUUUGUCAAAAUCUCUGACAAGGUCAUCAGUGUACCUGAAGGAGACUUCUUCUUUGAUUUUGUCAGGCACCUAACCGACUGGAUCAAGAAAGCCAGACCAGCAAAAGAUGGGAUAGUGCCUUCUCUCACAUACCAAGUGUUCUUCAUGAAAAAAUUGUGGACAAACACUGUGCCUGGAAAGGAUUCAAUGGCUGACUCCAUCUUCCACUACUAUCAGGAAUUACCAAAGUACCUUCGAGGCUACCAUAAAUGCAGCCGGGAAGAAGUCCUUCAGCUGGGAGCCCUGAUCUAUAGGGUGAAAUUUGAAGAUGACAAGUCCUAUUUCCCCAGCAUCCCCAAACUCCUCAAGGAAUUGGUACCUGAGCCCCUCAUCCGGCAGCUGUCUCCUGAUGACUGGAAGAGGUCCAUCGUGGCCUAUUUCAACAAGCAUGCAGGUAAAACGAGAGAAGAAGCCAAGCUUGCCUUCCUCAAGAUUGUAUUCAAGUGGCCUACGUUUGGAUCAGCUUUCUUUGAAGUGAAGCAAACAACAGAUCCAAAUUACCCAGAACUCCUCCUGAUUGCCAUCAACAAGCAUGGUGUCAGCCUCAUCGAUCGCAAAACCAAGGAUAUUCUCAUUACUCACCCCUUCACAAAGAUCUCCAACUGGAGCAGUGGCAAUACCUACUUCCACAUUACCAUCGGCAACUUGGUGCGAGGCAGCAAACUGCUCUGUGAGACUUCAUUGGGCUACAAGAUGGAUGAUCUCUUGACUUCCUACAUCAGCCAGAUGCUGACAGCAAUGAGUAAGCAAAGAAACGCAAAAGGAAGCAAGUGAACUGAGAGUGAUCACUGGCCAAUGGCCCUGGCAUUGCUCUGCCAACUGAGGGCUGUGGGUUACCCCUGCAGUUGGGGGAAGACCUUCUCCACCCAAGUGUGGAAGAUGAGCAGGACCCCUUCAGAAAGCCUGUCGGACUCUGAUUCUGAGGACUGUGGAUUGACGUCCCCUUCAAGUGAGGAUGACUAUCUGUGAGAACAGCCUUUCAUUUUACACACGCACACACAGACAGACUUCCCCCCCCCCUCUUUUUCUGGAUUUAAGCCUCAACGCUUCGUCCAGACUGUGGUACAGCAAAACUCCGAUGGGGUUGUUUUCCAUAUGGAACCAAAGUGGCAAGAGUCAUCAAGGACUGAAUGUGGAAAGGCUGUGUAAUGCUUCUUUUAAGGUCUUUCACAACAAAAUUAUCAACAAAGAGAUUUAUGGACCAAGCCGCUGUGCUAGAAAUGGGAAAAUCUCAUUAAAAUCUGCUGGGUUUUUGUUUGACGGAAAGAGAAGAAAACAGUAUCUUCUUCUUUUUUCUUUUUUAAUUCCUUUUCAGAUAAAACUUUCAAGAGGCCAAGGAAAUGAUGUACAUUUCAUACACAAAAGGAAAAGAAAAAGGAUUAGUACCGAUUGAUCAAGCAGUGUGUAACAUAUGGGCCACAAAGCUUAAAUGUGCAAUAGCUGACCUUAUUUAAGGAGGUUUGGUUUUACAGUGUGUGUGGGUUUUUAAAAUUUCUUACUCCUUUUAUUUAUUUAACAUGGGUGGGGAACGGCUUUUCUCAACUUAGAA